AUGGUGACGGGAGGCGGGUCUACGAGCACCGCCAGCCCUAACACACUGGCGGGGUGGCCCCGCGAGAGGCCGGCGGGCGCUGGGCCCAGCCAGGAGCCGCAGCCCCGGCCUCGCGCGAUCGCCGGGCGGGGCGCGGGUGCGGCCUUCUGCGGGCCCUUGAUGCGGUUGAGGCCGCUCGGGCCAGAGAGAAGCCUGGCCCGGCGGCGGGCGCGGUAGGAGGCGGCGGGGCCGCGGGCCGCUGACUGCGGCGCCCCUACGAUGGACGCCCUAGAAGAAGAGAGCUUCGCACUGUCCUUCUCCUCUGCCUCUGAUGCAGAAUUUGAUGCUGUGGUUGGAUGUUUGGAGGACAUUAUUAUGGAUGACGAGUUCCAGUUAUUGCAGAGAAACUUCAUGGACAAGUACUACCAGGAAUUUGAAGACACGGAAGAGAAUAAACUCACCUAUACUCCCAUUUUUAAUGAAUAUAUUUCCCUGGUAGAGAAGUAUAUUGAAGAGCAGUUGCUGGAGCGUAUCCCAGGCUUCAACAUGGCAGCCUUCACAACCACACUGCAGCACCACAAAGAUGAAGUGGCUGGGGACAUCUUUGACAUGCUGCUCACAUUCACGGAUUUUCUGGCUUUCAAGGAGAUGUUCCUGGACUACAGAGCAGAAAAGGAAGGCCGAGGACUGGACUUAAGCAGCGGCUUGGUUGUGACUUCUCUGUGUAAGUCAUCUUCUACGCCAGCUUCCCAGAACAACCUGCGGCACUAAGUCUCACCUUCAUGCGACAGGUGUGAUCAACAUGAGGUCACCAGCCCAGCAGGCUCAGGGAAACAUGGGCUAAUGACGGCAGAUGCGUUCUGCAAAGACCCACUGUGCCCCAGCCCUUCCUUCAUGUGAAGUAUUGAUGAGUCCUGGAAAACAUGACUGACCCUCCUGGCCUUGUCCAGAAACUCCUUCCUGCAGUCAGUAGCCCUCAUGUUCCCCGCUCCCAUCCCCAUACAGAUGCCUCUUCCAGAUGCUUCUGAUGGCUCUUCUGGAGCAGGCCCGGGUUGUCCACCUCACCUUGUGGGGAGAGGGGGCUCUUCCCCAGCAACAUGGUAGUGUAGUGUGUCAACAGUAUGAACACCACAUCAUUGUGAGCCCUUCCUCCCACAGGCUUUAGUGAGUCUUUGUUCUCCCAUAGUUUUCACCUGGGUCCGGUUCAGGCCUCAGCCUCAAUGGGGCUUUUGUUUGGGUGUGUUGAUCUAGGGAGUUACAGACCAGCUGCCUGUCCUGGUUUCUGAAUCUCCUGUGAUUACAGCUUGACUGGCUGUAGGACCCACUGAGAGAGCUGUCCUCUACCCACAAGUAAAAAUGAACUCCCAACCUUACAUCAGCACUCCUUUCACCAGCGAAUCCUGCUGGUCUUGAUGUAGCCCCACUCUUCUCUACUCUCUAAGCAUUAUUUUCAAGAAACAUAUUUUUAUAGAUGAAAACUCAGGCUAACCUAGUGAGUAUGAUCUUGGGAUGCCCAUGAUCAGCCACUUACAAGAUCAAAGUAUUAUAUGCUGUGUGCUUCUUAGCUGUGAGUGCUGCGAGUGCAAACCUGCUUUCCCAUUGCUGCCCCCUUGCUGUCACCAGUACAGACAGGCUGUGUGCUAGAAAUGGGCUGCAGCUGUGUCGUGACAGCGUGCUGGGUGUGCUUGUGCAUGUGUGUCUGCUGUCCUAUCACAACAGCGUGCUGGGUGUGCUUGUGCAUGUGUGUCUGCUGUCCUAUCACAACAGUGAGCUGGGUGUGCUUGUGCAUGUGUGUCUGCUGUUCUAUCACAACAGUGAGCUGGGUGUGCUUGUGCAUGCUUGCGUGCAGUUCUUCGUGUAGGCCAGUGAGCUGGGUUUUUUAUUGGGGGGAGGGGGAGGGGGAGGGACUCUGCUGUUUGUUUUCAUACAAUCUCUCCUGCCAAGUUGAUGCUCAACCUGGGGGGAGGGGCAGGACACAGUUUUUCUGGUCAUCUGUCAUCUUUGGUGGACUGCCACCAACCAGAAAGCAUGUGUGUCACAUCUCUAGAAAGAAAACAGUUCAAAUCCUAAUGUAUUCUUUUGACUUUAACUUUUAUAGUAAACGUAAGACUCCAUGCUGACUUUCCAUGUGACCAUUCUGACUUUAAAGGAUAUAAGCUAAGCUCUGUGUUUUUUCUGUAGCUGUGUGUCACUUAGUACUUUUGUAAAAUGAGUAAAAUUUGAGGUGUUUGACAAGAAUAAUCA
This is a messenger RNA of Arvicanthis niloticus (Nile rat), 2223 nucleotides long. It is a transcript of the gene Arl2bp, whose product is annotated as ARF like GTPase 2 binding protein. The record is from RefSeq and is a predicted model, not a curated record. Gene Ontology annotation, biological process: maintenance of protein location in nucleus; positive regulation of tyrosine phosphorylation of STAT protein. Lineage: Eukaryota; Metazoa; Chordata; Mammalia; Rodentia; Muridae. Gene Ontology annotation, cellular component: mitochondrial intermembrane space.